AUGGCGUUUCCCGUUUGUGGAGACCAGCCUGGGACUUCGUGCUAUGGGGUGGUGCACGCAGAUACUAGCGAAAUUGGAGACGGCAUCCAUGCUGGUGGCAGAAGUCAGCGAUGGAUCUGGUCGGGCGACGAUGAAAUUGAUGAGCGGAUCGUUCGUCCCGUGACAGAGGUACCGGCGCCGUGGCUGUAUGGAUCCCACAUCCAUUUUCUCAUUUUCCCAAUGCUCGAAUCAACAGAGGCCGUAGAGGAGGGGGUACGAGAAGGCUGGAGGAUGCGAGGUGUUCGCGGCCCCAUUCAAGAGCAUUCGAUGACGUCAUAUUCAUUAGCUUUCGGCGUGGCGUUCAAGAGGGCAGCCGCGGUGGAAAGAAACGGACGAUCGCGGUCAAUCAUUUCCUUCGAUGAGAUUCCAAAACCCCCUCACCUGGGGGGUGGGCAGCAGGAGAGCUCCUUUGUGGUGUGUGCUUUUGGAUAA
Aspergillus niger is the source of this 471-nucleotide messenger RNA. RefSeq lists its product as hypothetical. Bases 1 to 471 code for a protein of 156 amino acids. The transcript has 4 exons. Lineage: Eukaryota; Fungi; Ascomycota; Eurotiomycetes; Eurotiales; Aspergillaceae. The record is from RefSeq and is a predicted model, not a curated record.